Haemonchus placei is the source of this 291-nucleotide messenger RNA. The record is from the annotation of a GenBank genome assembly. Lineage: Eukaryota; Metazoa; Nematoda; Chromadorea; Rhabditida; Trichostrongylidae.
AUGCCUUUUUUCAGUUUCACUCCUCUUCGUAUCGCUGUUGUGACGUGUCGUGACACCUUUUCGGAGACGGUAUUACCGAUUGUACCUAUGGCUGAGUACGGUUCAAGCACGAACCAUGUCCAGCCACAGCCGAUAGCCAGCAACAAUUCGUCGCCAUUUGCUGCUCAGCUCCAUCAUCUGAUGAAACUUCAUUGCAAAUCGCCAUCAGAUGUGCUUAAUGUUCUGGGCUAUACUACGCCGGAAACGUAUCAGUCCCCGACAAUCUACCAACCGCUCCAACAGUUCCGGUAG